CAAGCAUUUCGUGUGACAUCCGACUAAAAUUUCAUAAUUUAAUUAAAUUGCGAGUAAAAUACAGAAAAUAAUCAUUUAAAGUUAGCAAGCGAUCAAAGACAAUGUUUGGCGGUUCAAAACCAACUUUUGGUCAGCCAGCAUCAACUGGAUUCGGCUUUGGAAGUACCGCGAAUACGACAACUCCAUUUGGCGGUCAAUCGACGGGCUUUGGACAAACUUCAGCAUUCGGGCAACCUGCAAAUAACAGUUUGUUCGGCAGUAAUACGCAAACGCAAGGCACGGGAUUGUUUGGAGCAAGCACUUCGACAGCUUUCGGUCAACCGAAUCAACAGCAAGGGACGCAACAAACGGCUUUCGGAGGUUUUGGAACGCCUCAAACACAAACUCAGCAACAAUCCUCGUUGUUUGGAGGAGCAACGACGCAACCAGCGAACACGUCGUUGUUCGGAGCUUCAAAUACGGCAUUCGGGCAAGCUGCGAAACCCACGGGAUUCGGAGGUUUUGGACAACCCGCGCAACAAAAUACUUCGUUAUUUGGGCAAGCAAGCACAAGUACAGCGGGAACGACAGGAUUUUUCGGGCAACAAGCUCAAAGCGGCGGAAUGUUUGGAGCAACAGCAACUCCUGCUCCGGCAUUCGGAAUGACAACGCAAGAAAAUGCGGGAACGGGAAUCGUAAAGUACAAUCUCACGCUGGAUUCUGACACGAUUCUCGUCAAGGGAAAUCAAACGAAUGUCAGCACGAAACAACAUUGCAUCACGUUCAUGAAAGAAUACCAAAACAAGUCGUUGGAAGAGUUGCGUCUCGAAGAUUACAUGGCAAAUCGCAAAGGACCUCAAGCAGGCGCCGCAACUGGAGGUUUAUUUGGAUCUCCGCAACAAACGGGAGGCAUGUUCGGAAGUACACAACCUUCGACGGGACUCUUUGGACAAACAUCAACGGCGCCAGCGACAGGCGGAUUGUUCGGAAGCACGACAAAUACCAUUGGGGGCUUCGGACAAACGAAUAACGCUUUUGGAGCAACAAGUCAGCAAAACAAUAGUCUCUUCAACAAACCAUUUGGGCAAACGACAACAACUCAAACGGGAUUCGGAGGCUUUGGAACGAGUUCAGCAGCAACUGCAACGCCUUUCGGACAAGCAAAACCCUUAUUUGGAACGUCAGGCGCUACAACGGGAGGUCUUUUUGGUCAAACAUCAUCAACUUUUGGACAACCAGCUCAAACAACAACAGGCUUUGGUACAACUCCAUUCGGGCAAGCUCAAACUCAGCAACAGCAGCCUGCACAGCAAACAUCUUUGUUUGGAUCGACACAACCGCAAACAUCCGCUUUUGGCUCCAACACAAAUACAGGCUUUGGAGGCUUCGGCACAAAUACAAGUCAAGCAUCGACGGGAAUUUUUGGAAAACCCGCGACAACUGGAUUUGGCGCGCAACCUGCUACGGGAUUUGGGACAGCAGCAAGUACAGCUCCAACUCUCGGCGGUUUCGGACAACCUGCGCAAGGAGGAUUGUUCGGAAAUUCUCUGAAUAAACCUGCGACAGGAUUUACGGGUUUUGGACAACCUCAAACUUCGGUAGCGCCUCUCGGAACGACAGGAUUUGGUCAAGGAACGUCAUUAUUUGGGCAAAAUAAUCAACAAAAGCCCGGAGGAUUCUUCGGAAGUAACACGACGAAUCAAUCAACAGGCUUAUUUGGCAACACAUCGACGGGAUUUGGCACGGGAAGUGCUUUGGGAGGCAGUACAUUGGGCGGAUUUGGCUUGAAUUCAUCGUUAGGAGGCUUGGGACAAAAUAACACGUCAUUUGGCGCACAGCAACAACAAUCUCAGCCGAUUCAUCAGCAAAUUCUGCAAAUGGCAACGAGCCCAUAUGGCGACAAUCCCAUAUAUAAAGACCUCAAACCGAGCAGUACGACGUCAGAUGAAGCACUAAAAGUGACAAAUCCUGCGGCACAAAAAGCCAUGUUAGAAUCCCUUUCAAACAAGUAUAAAGUUUCGCCAGCAAUAACGAAUGCCGUGAAAAUCAAGCCUGUCGGGCAAUUGAGCAAGAAAAGUUUGUUCGACGGAUUGGAAGAAUAUGAUGCAAGUCUCGCGGAAAGUUUCACGCUGAAACCAAAUGCGAAACGAUUGAUCAUCAAACCGAAAGGAAGUCCCGCAGCGAAGCCUUUGCAAGAAUCAAACAACGUUUCUUUAGACGAUUCGUUGCGUUUACGUUCGAAUGUUGUCUCGAACGUGUCGAGCAGCGAAAAAAUCGCAAAACCCGCAAAUCUCGAUACAAGCGAAAAAUUCGACAAUGUAAUUCCAACAGUUGCUCAACCUCCUGUCGAUAACGGGCGUCGUGUUUCAUGGCUCCAAACCGUACAAUUCGACAAAGCACGAGAACCAGAUACGGCAAUGGAAACAACAUUGCGUGAAUUAGUGACUGGAGGCACGGAGAAAAAAGGCGCAACUCCAUUUUCGCCAACAACAGCGUCGCAAACAAAGUCUGUCGAUGACUCGGAUUUGUCAGUUGGAGCUCAAACUCCGAACCAAAGUAUUCUUUCGACGAGUCAAUCGCCUCCCGUUGAUUCGGAAAAGCCUCCGCAUCCAACGGGCAUCGUUCUCACACGUCAAGGUUACUACACAAUCCCGAGUUUGGAUGAUUUGUUGGCAAUUAUGGAUGAUCAAGGACGAUGCGUUGUCAACAAUUUCACAAUUGGUCGACGAGGCUAUGGAAAUGUCUAUUUCAACGAAAGUUUCGACGUUGCCGGAUUGAAUUUGGAUGAAAUUGUCCAUUUCCGUCACAAAGAAAUUAUUGUCUAUCCGGAUGAUGAAAAUAAACCUCCUGUGGGUCAAGGCCUGAAUAGAAAGGCGCAAGUAACACUCGAUCAAGUAUGGCCUCAGGAUAAAACGUUGCAUGAACCGAUAAAAGAUCCCGAACGCCUUCAAGCUAUGAAUUUCGAGGGAAAAUUGCGACGCGUUUGUGACAAAUCUGAUACUCGCUUCUUGGAAUAUCGACCUGACACCGGGUCUUGGGUCUUUAAAGUCGAUCAUUUUUCGAAAUAUGGUUUGACAGAUAGUGACGAAGAAGAUUCGGCGCCUACAGAUCCGAAACAACUCAAAUUAACAGCGGAAGCAAUGAAAGCGGAUAAGGAUAAAAACGGAAAUUUGAACAAAGAAACGGAAAAUGUUGGAAAACUCGGCGGAAUUCAACAAAAAGCACUUCUUUCUUCGAUUUACGAGAUGGAUCAACGAAAACUCGGCGGUUUUAUAGCUGAUCAAGAUUUCACUUUGGAUUACAUGGAUACGACAAAUCACAAUAAGAGCGAUUUUUUGAGUCAAACUAAUCCAAUGGGGAUUGAAAUGAACAAUCCGCACAAAUUGCAACUCAUGAAAGCCUCCUUUUUCGCAGAUGAUGAAUAUGAUGGGCGUUCUGUUGUCUCUGAUACAUCCGAAAGUUGCGGAUCUGCUGAUCAGAUCGUGCCAAAUCGCGGUUAUGGUCGAAGUGCGAGAAAUUAUUUGUCAUCCGGAGCGCUCAGUAGUGUCAGUGAAGACCCUCAAAUGGAUGAUGACAUCUUAACAUCUGUUGGAAGUAUGAAAUCGAGUGUUCCGAGUGAACAACAGCAACAAAUUGUGCAAAUGGAAACGAGUUUUCAGAUGCCUGAAGGUCCAAAAUCCCUUCCGCUCAUCAUUAAGCCCAAAAUUUAUUAUGAAACGGGCGUUGAUAUGGCAAUCCCAUUGCAUAAUAGUUUCUUAUCGACACUCAAAAGUACUAAAAUCGAUCCGAUAUUCUUCAAUGGGAGACGUUUUAAGAUCGGAUGGGGUCCUUACAGCACAUUACAACUUCCGCAAUCAUCUGAACUCGUGGAUGACAAAAAAGUGCACAUUUCAAAACAUUGUUAUGGUCGACGUGAUUCCGAUUAUUCAAGAAGUUUCAUAAAUCGCAUCCAAUUUCCAAGCAACGAUAGGAUUGAACACUUUUCCGAAUCGAUUGUUCCUCAUUUGGAGAUCGAAUUGCAGUAUGACGCCAUAAAACGAGAUCCCGAUAUGGAAUGUCCUUAUUUUUCAUCGAAUGGAGGCUUAAAAGCGCUUGCUGAACAUGAAGAACUCGCAAAAACUUUGGGUCAUUUAACAAAUUUGGAUUCUUACGCUGCUUCAGUUUGGUCUUUGUGUGCUGCUUUGUGGGGCGAACGUGAAGAACUCGAAGGACAAGACGAGUUAAGUCACAAUGUUGUCAUGUUUCGACGUGAUAUGUUCUCCGAAUGGUUAGAAGAUGUCAUUACGGAUGCUGAUUUGCUCACAAUUAAACAUAAAAACUCGUAUAUGGAUCAAAUGCUCGAUUUGUUGUUCUGUCACAAAGUAGCUGAUGCUUGUGAAGUUGCCAUUUCCAACGGGGAUUAUAAUUUAUCUUUGUUAUUGUCACAACUUUCGGGCGGAUCAGCAGUUAAACAACUCAUGAACCAUCAAUUGGCGUUAUGGCAAGAUGUAGAAGCUGACAAAUAUAUCGAGGAGAAACGUUUGAGGGCAUGUAUGAUAGUUGCGGGUCUUCCGAUAUUCGAGUCAAAUCAAGGAGUCAUCAAUAUUUACGACGAUAUGGAUUGGAUCAAGGCUUUGGCAUACCAUUUGUGGUAUAUUUCGUCGCCAACGUCAUCGAUAACGGAUGCAUUGUACGCUUAUGAGGAUACAUUGGAGAAGACAGACAUCGAAAAGAUCAAACCGAAACCAAUUUACACAGAUAAAUAUGAAACGCGUACGGAAAAACCUUUGAAGGACUUGAGACAUCAUAUUUUGCAUCUAUUUUCCAAGAAAUCACAUCCAAUGGAAACACUUUUGAACCCAGCAACUCACACUUUGGAUCCCAUGGACUUCCGUUUAAGUUGGCUUUUGCUCCAAACCUUCGAAUCUAUCGGAUAUCGACACACAAGUGAAGUUACUCGAUCCCAAAUUCACAUGUCCUUUGCCAAUCAACUCGAAAAUUACGGUUUAUGGCAAUGGGCAAUUUACGUAUUACUUCACAUCAAUGAACGAAGUCGACGUGAAGCUGCUAUCAAAAGUCUUCUUGUGCGUCACAUUCAGUUCAAACAUGAUCCGGAUUACAUCAAAUUAGAAAAUUUCAUUGUCGAUCGUUUGGGAAUUCCUGAAACGUGGAUUUAUUUCGCGAAAGCUGUACGUGCUGGAAGUCACGGAUUCCGCGAUGAUCAAGCAAAGUUCCUUUUGCAUGCGAAAGAAUGGUCGAUGGCACAUGAAGUCAUCAUGACACAUAUUGCUCCAAAUGCAAUUUCGAUUUUUACUAAAAAUUUUAUUACAGAUAAAAUCCCGUAUCUGAAAAUGCUUUUGAAAGAAUUCAAAGAUCACCGUAAAGUAUCAAAUUGGACAACGCAGGGAAAAAUUCUGCUCGACUUCAUUGAAAUUAAUGAAACUAGGAUGAAUUUGAGCAAACCCUCGAAGAGCUCAAAGUAA
Molecule: messenger RNA, 5441 nt
Organism: Culicoides brevitarsis
Lineage: Eukaryota; Metazoa; Arthropoda; Insecta; Diptera; Ceratopogonidae
Gene: Nup98-96
Product: nuclear pore complex protein Nup98-Nup96
Biological process (GO): protein import into nucleus; telomere tethering at nuclear periphery; RNA export from nucleus
Cellular component (GO): nuclear pore; nuclear pore cytoplasmic filaments
Molecular function (GO): structural constituent of nuclear pore; RNA binding
Source: RefSeq, a predicted model, not a curated record